AAGCGGGGAAAUUACAAACUAAACUUUUCUACCUUUGUUUAAAUCUGGGAGAGAGAAAGAAAGAAAUCUGAGCCAGAGCCGCCUCUUUUCUCCUUCCAGUCACCGAUUUAUCAAAUAGUGCAAACUCCGAAUUUCAAAAUUCACAAGAAAGAAAUCAAAUCUCCCAUCCAGGAAUUCCAUCUUACAAAUCCUCCCUGCAAAUCUCACUUCAAUCCAUCGUCGCAAUAAAUCAAUAAAUCAAAUCGCAAUUAAAUCAAAAUCAAAAUCCCGACUAACUGGUCAAAUUCUAUUCCCAAACCGUUCACACCGCAAACCUGGCAAUUUUCGAGAACAAUGGCUCCAAGUAUGAAAAACAGUCAUAGUAGUAGUAAUUGUGGCGGCGAGGUAGUCGGCUCUCAAGCCAACGUCCUCGCCAGCUGCUACAUUGUCGAUUCUUCCGCUCGUCUUUCUGGAUUCCAUUACUCCACUACCGGCGCUGGCGGUGGUAUCCCUGAGGUCCGCUCAGGGUCAAUAUCCCCUCCGUCAAGUCCCCCUCUUGCGGCCUUGACAUCUGCCAACGAAUUCGCAUUAAUCAAUCAUUCAAUGAAGAAUCGAGGUAGAACUACAAGCCGCAAAGAGGGGGCAGCGUACGCCAUCCGGGAAGAGUGUGAGAGACUCUUUUGCGAGAACAUGAAAACCAUUUUUCUUGGUGAAGAAGAAAGUGCGAGUAGUGACUCAAACGUGAUGGGUGCGGACACGUAUUCAAGUCUUGACGAUGAUGUGGAUACGCAUGAUAAUUACUUUGGUGUCGUCAAAUCAGGCCAUGCAAUCGAUGCUUGGGUCGAGAUUUGGGAUUACACGGGAGGGUGCAGUUUUCGUGGAUUUGUUGGCGGAAAUGGUGAUGAGAAAACACUCUUUGCAUUCUUUGACAAUUCAGUCAUUGGAAGGGAUUUAAAACAGGGACUGAUGGCACUCAUUGAACUCGCGGAUGAAGUAUUCGCAGUCUCCAAAGUCGUUAUUAAUGUUGAUCGAUCAAUUCCGGAAGGAGAUAGAUCAACUUUCCUGAAAAGUCUUCGUUGGGUUGGAUUCGAAUUGACAACCCUUGACAUGUGGUCGCAUCAACUGGAUACCACGAGUGAAAGAUGGUUAUUGAUGGGAUUGGAAGUUUAAGAUGGAUUUGAUGGAUGAGGGGAAAUAGAUAAGCAAGGUGCUAGGUGGAUAGGAAGGAAUCUUCUUCUAUAGGCGUACGGUUAUACGAGCAAUUUUCUGCAAACACAAGUUGUUCAUUGCCGGGGUUCGUGGCGUGGUCGUUGAUUUUUUUUUUUCUUGAGUCUAUGUUUUCAUGGGACGUUUGAUUCAGUGGACGGAGGGAAGGAAGGUAAAGCAAAGGAAGGAAAAGGAAGGGAGGAAAUAAACACUUUCAUAAGUAGUAAUUCUCGUUCUGGGGUUUUCAUCUUCAUAUGAAUAUGGAUAGGGUAAAUACUUUUUUUUUAAUAAGAUUUACCCUCUCUUCCUUUCGAUUCUACAUAGGUUGUUACAUAUGAAUUAUUCUUCUUAUUCUUCUUGUUGUUUGUUAGGCAUGUGUGAUUUUC
Molecule: messenger RNA, 1571 nt
Organism: Botrytis sinoallii
Lineage: Eukaryota; Fungi; Ascomycota; Leotiomycetes; Helotiales; Sclerotiniaceae
Exons: 3
Coding region: 334-1149 (271 amino acids)
Biological process (GO): positive regulation of protein catabolic process
Cellular component (GO): cytoplasm; nucleus
Molecular function (GO): ornithine decarboxylase inhibitor activity
Source: RefSeq, a predicted model, not a curated record